Alternaria atra is the source of this 2088-nucleotide messenger RNA. RefSeq lists its product as uncharacterized. NCBI's taxonomy places the organism in Eukaryota, Fungi, Ascomycota, Dothideomycetes, Pleosporales, Pleosporaceae. The transcript is spliced from 2 exons. Gene Ontology annotation, molecular function: DNA-binding transcription factor activity, RNA polymerase II-specific; transcription cis-regulatory region binding; zinc ion binding. Bases 1 to 2088 code for a protein of 695 amino acids. The record is from RefSeq and is a predicted model, not a curated record. Gene Ontology annotation, biological process: positive regulation of transcription by RNA polymerase II. Gene Ontology annotation, cellular component: nucleus.
AUGGCCAACACGGCUACACCACCGUCCAACAAUGACUCGCCGACGAGCAAGCCAUUGCCCUCGAGGAAGAGAGCCAGCGAUGCGACACCAGACGACAAACCCAAGCGAACACGUACCGGCUGCUUGACAUGUAGAGAGCGCCAUCUCAAGUGCGACGAAACCAAGCCGACCUGCAGCAACUGCCUCAAGUCUCAGCGCGAGUGCAAUUGGGGCAAGAAGCUCAACUUCCUCGACACUACCUGCGAGAGGAACGCGUACCUGAUUCCCCAGGGUAUCGACUACCAAAUAGCUUUCAUGGACGAGUCACGGACUAUCGCCUCGGAAUACGUAGGCGGACGGGAAAUGUAUCCAGUAGAGGAUACGGAAUCACAGGUACCCAUGGGCAACAACGGGUUUGGUAUGGGCCCACCAGCAUCGUCGCGCCAACACAUCACUCCUAUACAGGGCAUUGCACAGGAGUCGUAUCAGCAAGCGCAACUCACAUACAACUUCGACCAACAGCAGACACAGCAGCACCAUGGGCGUUCAAUAUCGAGUUAUUCCAACGGCCCAACCCCGUCCCCGUACACGAUGGAACACUCGGCGAGUCCCGGGCCCCUCCCCACGCGCGACUACCUGAAGAGCCAGGAGGAGGUCUUAUACAUGCAGGUUUUCGUCGAGGAGAUUGGUAUUUGGAUGGACAGCAUGGAUGCACACAAGCACUUCUCACGCUUGUUACCCUUCCAUGCGCUUAACGAACCUAUGCUAUUACACGCCUUCCUCGCAUGCGGUGCGCGCCAUCUUGCUCUUGUCAACCCCAAGUAUAGCGAAGAAAAGGCACUCCACUACUACGAUGUAGCCACACGCGAUCUGUUGCACUCUUUGCAGGACCCCGACCGCGACACCGUCCUAUGUGCGACCACCGCGGUGAUAUUGAAUGUAUACGAAAUCAUGGGCGAACGUGCGCUACAACGCAUGAAUCAUAUUGCGGGAGCUCGUGCUCUGAUCAAGGAAUGUCGCUGGAAUGCUAGGUCGACAGGCAUCGGAGCGGCCUGCUUCUGGCUGAACGUCGGCAUGGAGAUACUGAGUUGUUUGCACUUCAACUGGCAAGUCGCGUGGGACCCAGACGAAUGGGGCAUCGAGAUGGACUUUACACCGGAGACUGAGUCAGGCAAGGAAGAAUUAUGGACACAUCGCAUCCUCUAUGUCGUUGCAAGGAUCUGCAACUUCCGUGCGUCCAUACCGCGAAACCAGGACGUCGCCAGGCAAACCUUGCAGGACCGACACAAUGAGUGGCUUCGGCUAAAAGACAUGACUGACCGGUGGAACGAGAACAUACCGCGAACCAUGCACCCAAUGGCAUAUCUAUAUCCUGGGCAGACGAUAUCUGGCUCAGCGUUCCCCGAAGUCUGGCUUAUCAAGAGGGCAUCGAUAAUAGCGCGGCUCUUCUACCACACAUCCCUUGUCUUAUUAGCGCAGAUCAACCCACUACAAGGUCCUAGCGAACCUGACAUGUGGGCUAUGCUUGAACAAAACUCCAAGUUCAUCUGCGGUAUCAGCGCACACGUCAAGGACCGUGGUGUAGCUAGCGUCGCACUUCGAUCACUCGCUAUUGCAGCCGAACCGCUCACAGACCGACGCGAGCAAGAAGAGGUACUCCAGAUAUUCGACAAGAUCAGACAAGAGACAGGUUGGCGUGUAGGUUUCGUCAACACAGAGCUGAAGCAGAAGUGGGGCUGGGAUACACCGCAGAACCAAGACCAGAAGUCACAGCAACAACCACCGCCUCCGCCGCCUCCACAACAACAACAACAACAACAACAACAGCAGCAGCAAAUGAAUGGUCAUAUACAAGAAGGCAACGUUGUGUACCAGCAACAACCCCAGAUCGUCGUGCAGCAACAGAUGCCGCAAGUCUCGGUAGCACCUGCUCCGGUACAACGACGUGCUUUUGGUAACCCUCUGCUUGUGGCAGACUUCAGCAUGCCACAACAUCCAUACCAGACCCACUAUGUUCCCGCAAACAUAGUUCAGCAGCAGCAACCGCAAACAUUACUUCAACCGCCACUGACGGCGAUGAAUGGGUACGGCGGACAACAUUUCUUCUAA